CUGGAGCGCGCGCUGGCUGGAUGCUCUUCACGAGCGCACAUGUAGAGCGCUUGAUUUGCCGAGGAGAUCUUUCCCUCUCUUUGCUGACCACCAGACUCUCCAGCACAGUUUAAAGCGACUUCCCCCCUGACUUUAACAUCCCCGUUCAAGUUUCUUGAGUUGUAGUGGGGCUCUUCAUUAAUACCCUGGCCUUGUUAACUCCUGCGUGGUCCGAGCGGGACCGUGACAGCCUCCGCGGGGCCAGGCUGCGCGAGCCGUGGAACUGCCCCGAGCCGCGCGCGCUCAUGGAGGGAGACAUCAUGGACAAACUGGAGGACAUGGCUUCGGUCUACGAGUUCGACCCGUUAACGGGCAACAUCCCCGCCACCAAAGUGGAGAUCACAGUUUCGUGCAGGAAUCUUCUAGACAGAGACACGUUCUCCAAAUCUGAUCCAUUGUGUGUGUUGUACACUCAGGGUGUGGAGACCAAGCAGUGGAGAGAGUUUGGAAGAACGGAGGUGAUUGACAACACGCUAAAUCCGGACUUUGUCAGGAAGUACAUCCUGGACUACUUCUUUGAGGAGAAGCAGAGCCUGCGCUUUGAUUUAUAUGAUGUCGACUCUAAAAGUCCUGAUCUUUCCAAACACGACUUUCUUGGACAGAUGUUCUGCACACUGGGGGAAAUCGUGGGGUCACCGGCCUGCCGACUAGAGAAACCUCUUGGGGGCAUACCGGGAAAGAACUGCGGUAUUAUCAUCUUAUCUGCUGAAGAACUGGGGAACUGCAGGGACAGUGCAACCAUGCAGUUCUGUGCCAACAAAUUGGACAAGAAGGACUUUUUUGGGAAAUCCGAUCCCUUCAUGGUCUUCUACAGAAGCAAUGAGGACGGCACGUUUACAAUCUGCCACAAGACAGAGGUGGUGAAGAACACCCUCAACCCGGUGUGGCAGCCCUUCACCAUUCCAGUCAGAGCUCUCUGCAAUGGAGACUUUGACAGAACGAUCAAAGUGGAAGUGUAUGACUGGGAUCGUGAUGGCAGCCAUGAUUUCAUCGGUGAAUUCACCACCAGCUACAGAGAGUUAGCCCGAGGUCAGAGCCAGUUCAAUAUAUAUGAGGUGGUGAAUCCGAAGAAGAAGAUGAAGAAGAAGAAAUAUGUCAAUUCGGGCACGGUGACACUGCUGUCCUUCUCCGUGGAGUCAGAGUCUACUUUCCUUGAUUACAUUAAAGGAGGGACCCAGAUCAAUUUCACAGUGGCCAUUGAUUUCACCGCCUCGAACGGUAACCCAUCCCAGUCCACGUCUCUCCAUUACAUGAACCCCUACCAGAUGAACGCCUACGCCCUGGCGCUGAAGGCAGUGGGAGAGAUCAUCCAAGACUAUGACAGUGACAAGAUGUUCCCUGCGCUGGGGUUCGGAGCCAAGCUUCCCCCCGACGGACGGGUGUCCCAUGAGUUCCCCCUAAAUGGAAAUAUCGAAAAUCCCUACUGUAAUGGUAUUGAGGGGAUAUUGGAGGCGUACCAUCAGAGUUUGAAGACCGUCCAGCUAUACGGACCUACUAACUUUGCUCCUGUUGUAAAUCACGUGGCCAGUUACGCAGCUGCGGUCCAGGACGGCUCGCAAUAUUUCGUGCUCCUCAUCAUCACAGACGGGGUCAUAUCAGAUAUGUCACAGACCAAAGAGGCCAUCGUGAAUGCUGCCAAGCUUCCCAUGUCCAUCAUUAUUGUCGGUGUUGGACAGGCUGAAUUUGAUGCGAUGGUUGAGUUGGAUGGUGAUGACAUCAGGAUCUCCUCAAGAGGGAAAUUAGCAGAGCGGGACAUUGUCCAGUUUGUGCCGUUCCGGGAUUACAUGGACCGGACGGGGAACCACGUGUUGAGCAUGGCACGACUGGCCAAAGACGUUCUGGCCGAGAUUCCCGACCAGUUCAUUUCUUACAUGAAGAGCCGGGGGAUCAAACCCAAUCCAGCGCCGCCUCCAUACACACCGCCGGGACACACACACCACACACAGAUCUGAGCUUUAGGCGUUCGCUCCCAGUGUGUUUGAACUCUCCGAGACACUCCGAGGUACAGUGGCGUUUCUGUUCGUGCCAUUUCAAUUCUCUGCCCGUUUUUUUCUGGGAAGGACAGUGUGACCCAAGGGCAGCUUUUUUUGUUUUGUUUAAAAAUGUCUAUAUCUUGGCCUGUGACUGUUUCUUAUUUUGUGGAUCGUUUGACGAGAGGAUGAAGAGCCGGAGGAGGGUUGGAGAUGUUUGUGGUUUCAACUUGUGCCUGUGUGUGACUGUCUCAGUGUCCCAGGACAAGUGUGCCCUAAUCUGACAUUGGACCGUUCUCCACAUCGGUACACUAGAGUGUGCGCGUGGCGUUUUUAGAUCCGUACCGCUUUCAUUACGUAUCAGGGCAGGCCUGUGUCGGUUUGGGGUUAUUAUGUUUAUGGAAAAAUGUUUGUCAGUUUCCAUUGUGGUUUAGGAGAACGAUCAUUUUGGGAUGAGAGAUGUACUAGUUGCAACACCGGCUCUUUGGGAAAACGUGCCUCUACCUGCUUUUCUUAACACUAUCAGGUAUGUUGGGUUUGGUGGAAGUGCUAAUGUUAUUUUCAAACUGGAUAGAGCAUUAACAUUUUAGCGCCACACACCCAACACUACAACAACCAGUGUAAUAAAACAUUGCCAGAUGUUCACGUUCAUCUUUCAGAGAAACUGUACACAAGAUGUGCUGGACGCAAUGCAAUAUCAUUUUUCAGGAAUAUCACCACUGGCACGUUUUUCCAAUGAGGCUUGACUAUAUUUUCCCACAAUUCCACACAGAACACCUGCUUAAAGUCAAUGUCGAAGCAUAACCUGCAUCAAUAAGUUAUGAUGCACUACUCUCAGUACUCUGUGCUUCUGUAGGAAUGGCAUUGUGGUGGAGCCUGUAAGUGCGGCUCAUGAGCUCAGAGCGCUCACACACUCAACUAGAGUUCAUUCACCAACUCAAUUUUGUCAAGAGGCUUUUAAUCAAAUCAGAGUGUCUGAUGGAUCUGUGCUCUGCCGCUAUAGGCUGCGUGGAGGAGCAUUACAGGCCAGUCUGGAUAUAAUAACCAUCAGCAUUAUAGAUGUAUUCCUGCUGACCAGAGCAUCAAACAUCACUGCCCUUUUCAUCCCUAGAUGUCGUCACUGCAUUCAUUCUGUCUAUAUGUGCGUUUAUACUAGUGAUGGGCUAAUAUAUCGAUACUGGUGUCGAGAAUCGAAAGUAUUGAUACUCAAAUAAAAAUAUCGAUACUACAGGGUUUUUUACCAGUGAUUUUGUUUAUUUGACAAGACAUCGAAUGCGUACAAUAUGCGUAAUGAAUAACCUAUGUUAGUGAAUAAUUGUGUAGUAGAACCACUUUCCUGCUUAGCUGAACUGAACACACACAAAUGCUGCAAGUCAGAACUAAUCAAUCAUAGAGAGCAUUCCUUAUGGAAAUGAACAUUACAGUGAGCAUAGUUCAAAUAGGCCUCUAAUAUUUUGUAGAUUUCCAUGGUUACCACUACAAGUAAACAUUUUAACCAUGUGUAAAUAAUAAUAUAAUUUAAUAAAUUCCAAUUAAGGCAUAUUGAAUGUUAAAAAUGCCUUUCAAAUAUAAUGGACCCAUUUUAAUCUUUGUAAUUUGAUCAUUUAAGACAUUUUCUAAUUUAAAAGUUCAGUUUAAAGGUAUCGUAUUGGUAUCGGUAUCGACGAUACUGGCCUUGAAAGUAUCGGUAUCGUAUCGAAAACAAAAUACGUGGUAUCGCCCAUCACUAGUUUAUACACCCCAUUUUAAAAUUCAUAAUAAUGCUCUUUUUUAGUUGUUUUCAGUUGAUUUUCUUUAGUUGAAUUGGUUUGUAUUUAUUGCUUUUUUUAAUUCUACGUUUUCACGGUUAAGGACCAUUUUAUAAAUAAAUGAUCAGAUUUUUUAACACCGCAUACCACAUUAAUAUAAUAUUAAAAAGUCCUUUUUCAUUAUUUAUUCUAUUUGUAUGCUUAUACACCUCAGUUUUAAAUUCAUUAUAAUGUAUUUGUUUUUGUCAGUUUAUUUCCUUCAGUUUGUAUUUAUUGCACACUUUAUUAUUGCUUUUUUUAUUCUACAUUUUUAAUGUUUUGGUACC
Molecule: messenger RNA, 4083 nt
Organism: Pimephales promelas (fathead minnow)
Lineage: Eukaryota; Metazoa; Chordata; Actinopteri; Cypriniformes; Leuciscidae
Gene: cpne5b
Product: copine 5b
Biological process (GO): cellular response to calcium ion
Cellular component (GO): plasma membrane
Molecular function (GO): calcium-dependent phospholipid binding
Source: RefSeq, a predicted model, not a curated record